GACCCUCGCCUGGCUUUCUCUCUCCUUAGAUGGUGUCUGAAUUGAUUGGGCGACUUCAGGAAAUGAACAUAACUAGCUUUUAUGUUCAGGGUUCAGGUCCAGUGAAUGUUUACGAUGCGCUUCCUGACCACGCCCCUCCCGCCCUAAUGCUUUCUCGGGGACCUUUUGGUUAUUUGGCCUUAAAAUAUUGAAAUGAGAGCCGUUAAUUAGGGCGGUUGAUGUUCUUUCAGGCAAAGUGAAUAGAGAGCGAUAUUACAUCAGGCUCCUACGUGAGGAAGGCUGUGCUCAUUCUCGUCAUGGCGUAUGGCUUGCCAAGACGGAACACAGUGCAAACCAUUUUGAAGGGCAGCUGUUACAAAGUACAGGAACCUUGGGACCUUGCCCAGCUCACAAAGACCUGGUACACGAACCUAACGAACCUCAGGCUGCCCUUCCUGGGGGAGAUCGCAUUUGGCAGUCCCACGACACUCACAGCAUGCCAAACCAAAGAAGUCCUGCUCCCAUCAGCACAAGCCAUCAAACUGGAAAAGGACUACGAAAUAAAGCGCCUAACAAAACUCAAGGAUCAGGAGAAAGCGCGUGCAGAAAUCCAGGCUUCCCUGAGGCAAAAGAAAGUUGGUUUAAGAAGACCACUUCAACCCAAGUGACCCAUCGCGUUGCUGAGUCUGAACCCGUCUCCAGCGUCUAUGGGGGUGAAGGUCCUCUAACUCCUUCACUGUGUUAAGUGGACGCAGCGGUGCCUCUGGGUGAUUGGGCCAAUGUCUUAGACAUGGCUUGGUGGACACUGUGACAGUGCCCCUGAGUUCCUGCCACACUCCUGUCCUUUGUGUCACACACGACAGCCUUCCCUCUAAGUAGACGAAAACCCGCCUGGAGUUGAGUCAUUUUGUGUCACUGGUUUCAAUGCUUAUAAGAUUGUGUGGGGGAAGAGGACAGUCCUUGCGGAAGGCAGCAUUCUGGAGAGACGUUGGAAGGUGCAACUUUGAGAUCCCCAAGGAGAGUUCUCAAAACAAGGUCAGAAUGAAGCUUGCUAAAAAACAAAA
Messenger RNA from Acomys russatus (golden spiny mouse), 1043 nucleotides. RefSeq names its product chromosome 28 C4orf36 homolog (gene C28H4orf36). Bases 297 to 647 code for a protein of 116 amino acids. The transcript has 3 exons. The record is from RefSeq and is a predicted model, not a curated record. Lineage: Eukaryota; Metazoa; Chordata; Mammalia; Rodentia; Muridae.